CCUAGAGGUGGCAGUUUGCAGGCACAGCAUAUUGCUUAGAGGGCUGAACAUGUUUAGGGGCGAGAUAUUUGCAUACCCUCGGUUUCUGCAGAAGGAACUGGCCACAAAAACAAACUGCAAGUUCUUCUGCACUGACAUCAUGUGUCGAUAUUGGCCCUAUCUGCAAAAGGUGGCUCAAGCAUUCCCAGAAAUGCAAAACAUUACUCCGAUGAAGCCAUUUCUCUCAGUUAUGCAUGCAAAGGGGCACUCUACAAAAUGUGAGGUAAAUUGGGGUGGCAAAAACCAAACAGGGGCAGGCACAACAAUUGGUGAAGAAGUUGAACAAGUGAACAGCUUUUUGUCCCGUGUGGCUCUAACUACAAAAUACAUGAGUAAGGCUGCACGAGUAGAUAUGAUCACAUUGCAUGCCAGAGGAUGGAAUGAGCGCAAAAAAAGAAACCUGCACAAGUACUUGUCUACACGGUACUUGAAGACUAUCCAAAAGACAAAGGAAGUCAAGGAGGACAUUGAGGCUAUAAAGAAGUGCACGCAAAGGUCUGAUGAGGAACUGCAACAGUGGGUCACUGAUGUGAGACAGUGGGCAGCUGACACUCCAGAUGACUUCAGAACAGAUGAUCCAGUGGCGUUGCAACAUCUGAUUGAAGGCCUAUUCUUGGGCAUACAGCAGAAAAAGAGGGAUCUGUAUCGAGUAACGGACCGUAACAUACAGCGACACAAGAUCCGAAGACGGAUUAGAGAGGAUAAGAAAAAGCUGUUUAAUGCCAUAUCCCAAUACAAUGAUCUUCCAACCACCACAGAAUCUGUAGAUUCAGUUGAAGACCUUCUGGCAGCAGAAAGCCCUAUCUGGCCUUGGGAUUCUGAACCUGACACUUCCUUAGGCAUGAAGAAGAAGGUUUUUGACAAGGUGAUGCAGCUGGAGAGACUGAUUGAGGAAGAGGCUAUAAUUUUAGAGGAAAUGAAACAACAUUGGACUCAUCUUACAAGAACCUGCAGGUCCUUAAAGGACCAGGCUAAUGUACUAGCAGAUGACCUGGCCACACAGAGCUACCCUUCAGGACUGUCUGGUCAAGCUUACCAUGGCCUGCACAGUGCUGUCCUCCAAAAAUGUGAGGAGCUCAAAACAGACAUGGUAGCUGUGAAAGAAACCUACUCCCAAAUAGUAGUCAAUGGGAAUGGUGGAACUGUUGUUGAAGAAGAUGAUGAAGACCCAUAUGAGAAUGUCUCCACAGAUGCCUCUACGGAUGAUGAAUUAUAGAUUCUCUCUUCUCCACUGCACAAACUGGUUUCCUGACUGAGUAGCACAAGUUAGCUCUCCCCAUUGUAAAUAAUAAAACCUUGAACCUGAAUUUUC
Carassius carassius (crucian carp) is the source of this 1351-nucleotide messenger RNA. RefSeq lists its product as uncharacterized. The transcript is spliced from 8 exons. Lineage: Eukaryota; Metazoa; Chordata; Actinopteri; Cypriniformes; Cyprinidae. The record is from RefSeq and is a predicted model, not a curated record. Bases 50 to 1255 code for a protein of 401 amino acids.